Messenger RNA from Crotalus tigris (Tiger rattlesnake), 1005 nucleotides. RefSeq names its product cornifin-B-like. The record is from RefSeq and is a predicted model, not a curated record. The coding region runs from base 336 to 962 and encodes 208 amino acids. The transcript has a single exon. Lineage: Eukaryota; Metazoa; Chordata; Lepidosauria; Squamata; Viperidae.
GUUGUUCAGAGAUGGGGCAUCCAAGGGGGGCGUCAGAGGAAGGACUGGCAACUGGCAAAACUAGCUGCUCUUUAAGAGGAGGCUGGACAACGCUUUGUCUGAAAUGGUGUAGGGUUUCCUGCCUGAGCAGGGGGCUGGACUAGAUGACCUCCAAGGUCCCUUCCAACUCUGUGAUUCUCUUAUUCUGUCCCAUUUAUGCAGCUUGUCUCCUCCCGUCUGCCCCACAAAAGAGGGCUUCUUUUGCAAAAUUGCUCCCACAUACAAAAUCUGGACAGUUGUGAUGUGUGGUUGUUUUCUUUUGAUUUCUAGACCUCGCUCCUGACCCUGUACAAAACAUGGCUUAUCAAUGCAAGGAGCCUUGCCUUCCUCCACCCACCGAUGUAGUCCAGUGUGUGCAAGAUACCAAGGACCCUUGCAUGGCUUACCAAUGCAAGGAGCCUUGCCUUCCUCCACCCACCAAGGAUCCUUGCACGCUCACCAACACGGCCCAGUGUGUCCCCAGCUGCGAUUGCACCUGCUCGGAAGCCUGCAACGCCCCAGAUAGCCUCUCGUACCAAGCCAAGCAGCCGUGUGCAGCGCCUUCCUUUGGGGCUCCGCUGUGCCUCAUGGUCACCUCCAUCCCCUGUGCGCUGCCUUGCACAUCCUUGCACACCGAAUUCUGUGCAGAAUCUCCUUCCAUCCCCUGUGGGUCCAUGACACCGCAGCCUUGCUCUGAGGACCCCCAGCCUUGCUCCUUGGCAACUCCAGGGUUUUGCACCCCUCCAUCUCCACCCACAUGCGGGUCCGGCUGUUCAGACAACUGCUCGGACCCCCAAGGCGACGGGAGAAUGUCCUAUGUGCCUCCAGGUUCCACCGUGUGCUUGGAACCAUGUGGAUCUGUUUCGGUGAAGCCCAGUGUUGCUUCUCCAGAACUGGAGAACAGUAGCAUUUUUCUGGCAUCUUACAAGCCUCACUACAUGUGAAAGCAGGUGGGCGUUUUGCCAGAUGUGGGAUGAGUAAGCCUCA